Prorocentrum cordatum is the source of this 1792-nucleotide messenger RNA. NCBI's taxonomy places the organism in Eukaryota, Dinophyceae, Prorocentrales, Prorocentraceae. The record is from the annotation of a GenBank genome assembly.
GGCCCUUCGAGCAGGCGGCCGCCUGGGUCGGGGGCGACGGGGAGGUCCCUCGCGCGGCGCCCUGGUGGCAGUGCGCCGAGGCGCUCGCCGACGUCACCGAGGAGGAGGAGGCCGUGCUGCGCUACAUCGAGAGGAGCGUCGCGGAGUUCGACGACGGCGUGGCGCCCGCAGACACGCCCGACCUAACCGCAGACGGCUCGGGGCCCUGGUCCAUGCGGGGCCUCGGCGCGGCGGCGGCCAUGGGCGUGGAGCAGCUCUCGUUCACUUCCUCCCGCUACCACCUAGCCUUCUGCGGCUACGCGGCCGCCAGCGUGCUCAUGCGGUGCCCCGCCUACACGGUGCGCCUGCGCAGGAUUUUGCGCCAGGUGAUAGAGGCCAUGCUGGCGCACCGGACCUGGGGAUACAUGGGAGCCUACUGGCCGGGCCCGGGCACGCAGUCCAGGCCCUUCGGCUGCGAGGAGAACGUGAUGUGGACGGGCCACCUGCUGCAGUUGGUAACCAUGUACGAGGCGCUCACCGGCGACCCGUCGUACCGCCGACCCGGAGGCAUUGUUGCGCGGGAUGCCGCUGGCGCGCCAGCGGAUGCUACCGACACGGUAGCUCUGGCGGAGCUGUGCGCGCGCGCCAUGCGGCAGAACGUGGUCGGCGGCAUGUGUUGCGAGCCUGGGCUGGUCUUCUUCCAGUGCCAGAACCACUGCCAUUUGGGCUUCCGUCUUCUCGAGGGGAUCGUGCGCGCUCGGGGCUCCGCGGAUGGGUGCCUGGGAACCCCAGACAUCACAUACUCCGCGGAGACGGAGAGAUGGGAGAGAUUCGCGCUGCAGAACCUCGCCGCCCCCAUGAGGACCGGCGCCUUCAAGGUGGCCAUGGUCGCGGACAAGAGCUCCGCUGGCGUCCAGAUACCCUUCGGCCACCCGGGCAGCGACGGCUGGUGCCUCGCCUGGUACUUCCCUUGGGCCCGCAGCGCGGGCACGCCCAGUGCGAUUUGGUGGAGCGUCGUGCAGCCGCAGCUUGCCAGCUACGGCUACUCCUUCUCGGCCGGCCCAGCCCCUGCCCGAGGCUGCGCGCCCAGCGCAGGCAGCCGCUGCGGCUGCAGCGCUGGGAAGGGUGCCGCCGCGAGGGGCGGCCGCCGCGAGAGUCCCGGGGCGAACGACUGCUGCCUGACGCUGGACAUCCCGCCAGGGGCCUGGAUGGCGCAGCUGCUGCCCGCGGCCGCGCAGGCCGGCGACCUCGACAGCUUCGCGCGCCUGCGCGCCUCGCUGCUGCGCGCGCACGGCGACGAGCGGCGAACGGCCCACGGGGAGCGCGAGCUGCGCCUGCGCGUGGGCCCCGAGUGGUCCACGGGCUCCACGGCCAACUUCCUCCUGGGCCUCGCCUCGGCCGCGGCCCCAGGGCUCCUCCGCCGGCUCGCGCUCGAGGGCCCGGCGCCAGAGCCGUGGUGCACGCCGGAGCUGAGAGCGGUGGCCCCGGCGGCGGUGGGCGUCUUCCGCGCCCGCGUGGAGCCGAACGCCGGCGGCGUUGACGUCGUGCUCGGCCUCCUCGUGCCCGCGGGCGUGGGCACCGUCGAGCUGCGGCUCGCGCGCGCGGGGGAGGUCGUGGGUGUCGCGGUGGCCCGUGCCGAAGGUCUCGAGGUGCGGUCCACCUCCGCGGAGGGCCUGCCGGCCGGGGAGGCCACCGUGGUGAUGAGCCUUGCGGCCUCCGCGGCCGGCGGGCACGGCCGCUUGGAGCUGAGGGUGGCCGUGCGCACCGCCAGUGGUGCGGGGGCGCGCGGCCUGGGCGCCACGCUGCAGGAAGC